UCCCUCCCCUCCUUAUGCGCACUGCACACCUGAACCCUUUUUACGCAUUCGUCUUUUUUUCCACUCCUAUGGUUAAAACUAGGUUGUCAGUGUUUCACAAUUAAUCCUCAGACUCUCCAGACUAUUUGCCUUUUUGAUCUCGGUGUGAAAGUGCGGUGAGGAUGUGGCCCCGGGGGGGAAUGUAAGUGUGUGUGACUGCAGAGAGUAGUGACGCCCUGCCCGCAUCCAGAUGUUCCAUGUUUCCCCUCUGGAGACAGAGCUCUGCUCACGGAGGAACGAGGGGGAGAUCCUGAACCGCACGAGCCAUUGUCCAUGGCACCAGAUCGGAUUGAAGGAAAAAUGAAAGUCAUGCUUUUUUUCUGAGCUGGAUGUUGGUGCAACUUUUCGUCUGGAGAAAUGGAGAGCGGCAAACUGAGGACUCCAAUCCUGCUGGGGAUACAGUUUCUCUGGGUGUGUGCGCAGACGGUGCAGGGGCAGUCUGGUUCCCAUCAUGAAAACGUGAUUGACCUUCUGGAGGCUCUGAACAUGUCCAGCCACAUUAGCGGCGUAUCCAAACUGCAGAGUCCCAGUGGCGUGAUGUACAGGAUACGUCCCAGAGCCCCCCACCUCACUCUACCAGCAGAAUAUUCCCACCUCCUGCACUCUAACCUGCAGGGAAGCAUGGGGUUGUACUUCGUGGGGCAUCAGUCGUCAGGCUCCAGUGCCACUCUCCUCUCCCUCUCCACUCCAUCCUCACCCAUUCUCCAAUUCAUCUCCUCCACCCUCAACGACACGCUGCGUUUGGACUACCAGGCUGGAGGAGGAGGUGGAGGAGGAAGAGGAGCUCGGGGCCCUGCCAGCUUUCUCUUCCCUGUGAGAAACCCCUUCUCCAGGGAGGAACGGGUACAGCUGGCCGUGAGCCUGGAGCCCGACAGACUGGCUUUUUUUGUGGACUGUCAGGAAGCUGUUGUUGUGCCGAUAAAAAGCGAGGAGCAGAUCCACCUGGAGCUGCCUCAGAACGUUGUCAUCACUCUUGCCAGCGCGCCGCGGAGGAAGGACAGCAAAUUCAGCGGAUAUUUGAAGACAGCUGAGAUUUCAAUGAAAGCAUAUUCAAGGCGCCCGUGGGUCUGCGACAAUUUUACAGAUAAUCUGCCUACGUCUAAACAUGCAGUCGCCCAGAGCGCAGAUUCUUGGGCUGACAGCAGCCGAGGGUUACAGCAGGGUGCUUCCCCCAGUAAAUCUCAAACAAGCCACAGGCCAGUGGACCAAACCGCCACUUAUCCCCAGGACGUCCAGAGUGACCAGCUGCAGCGAGGUGUCGCCCUGGGGCCUCCGGCUUCUCCUGAAGGGGUAAAGUCUGUUUCCCAGGUCCAGAAGGACGACAGGCUGAAGACGCUGGAGAAGAGGAUGGAGGAGAUGGCUCGUAUGCUGGACAUGGUCAAAGCUCAGAAUGCCGAACUACAAUCCCGUGUCAAGUACCUGGAGGGAUGUGAGUGUGUGAGGCAGCGAUGUGAAUGGGAGGGACGUGAAGUGGACGAUGGCCACCGCUGGCAAAUUGACCUCAGCAAUGUUUGCACUUGCACAUCUGGAAAGGUCACAUGUCAAUCUAACAUCAGAGGAUGUGAGCUGGACGGCACAAUUCAUAAUGUGUCCUACAGCACUCUGGAUGGAUGUCAGACAUGUACGUGUAAGGGUGGUACCAGGGAGUGCUCUCCUCUGCCCUGCCCCUCACUGGACUGCACACAGAAAGAGACUGUACCUGGAGACUGCUGCCCGCAAUGCAAAAGCUGCAUCCAUACUGGUGUCCGUUAUGAUCACAAAGCCAAGUGGAGACCAGAAGAGAGCCCCUGUGACGUCUGCCACUGUUUGGAGGGUCAAGUUCACUGUGAGAAGGAGCAGUGCCGCACACCUUGUAAAAACCCAGCUGCUCCACCGCCAAAUACCUGCUGUCCGGUCUGUCAGGGCUGUGGAGCGAAUGGUCACGACUUCCCCAACGGUGCCGCGAUUCCUACUGGAGACCGUUGUCAAGAGUGUACUUGUGUGAAUGGAAACGUGGCGUGUUCCCCUCUUCCCUGUCCUGCUCUGUCCUGUCGAAACCCUGUACAUCGUGCUGGAGACUGCUGCCCACGGUGUGAGCAGUGUGAAUAUGAGUCCAAGGUGUAUGUGGACGGACAGACGUUCCCCUCCAGGAGAGACCCCUGCCUCCGCUGCUACUGCUCUGCAGGCGAAGUGUCCUGUGAACGUUUGGACUCAUCGUGUCCGACACCGCGCUGCAAUCAUCCAGCUAAGCACAAGGGAGAGUGUUGUCCCACAUGUGAUGUGUGUGAGUAUGACAGGAGGAUGUAUGCUCAUGGGGAAGUGUUCACCCCUGCAGGGAGUGGGCCGUGUCUACAGUGCAGGUGUAAGGGUGGCAAUGUCAUUUGCCAUGAAGAGAAGUGUCCUCCUGUCCAGUGUUCCAACCCCAUAAUAGACCCACAACUCUGCUGUCCGAUCUGCAAAGCAUGUGUGUUGGAGGGGGUGGAGUAUGACGAAGGCUCCAGCUGGCAACUGGAGAACCGCUGCUCCAGCUGCACCUGUGCGAAUGGAGAAACCCGGUGUACACACGCGCACUGCCCACCCCGCGAGUGCCUGCAUCCCACCAAGACCACUGGCUCCUGCUGUGCAACGUGCGAAAGCUGCACCUACAAUCAUCGUAUCUACAGUGAGGGCCAGAGGUUUGCGACCCCCGAGCAGCCCUGCCACAUCUGCACCUGUCAGCACGGCACUGUGGCGUGUGAGAGGAGACCUUGUCCUCCUGUCAACUGCACCAACUCGUACACACCACGCGGAGAGUGCUGCGCUAAAUGUCCAGACUGCUCCUUUGAAAACCGUGUGUUUGUGGAUGGACAAGUUUUUCUCAAUCCCCUGAGUGUGUGUGAGGAGUGUGAGUGUGUGAGCGGCAGGAUCGACUGCCACCAAGCACAAUGCCCUCAGCCGCACUGUAACGCGCCUCGACCUGGAACCUGCUGUCAGAACAACUGCAAUGGCUGCACCCAUGCUGGGAAAGAGUAUCCCAACGGUCUGGAGUUUCCUCAUCCCACUGACACGUGCAGGACAUGCAGCUGCAUCAAUGGGAAUGUCCAGUGUCUGAAGAAGAGAUGUCCACCACUGCUGUGCUCACACCCGAAUGUGAUACCAGGAGACUGCUGCCCCCAGUGUCCAGCUCCUCCAUCGGACUGUGUGUUCGAACAACGGACCUACAGACACACCGAGCGCUUUUACCACCCGACUGACAACUGUCGAUCCUGUGGCUGCACCAACGGGACAGUUCACUGUCAGCGCAAGCCCUGCCCCUUCACAGCGUGUUCCCACCCCAUCACACAAGAGUGCUGCCGGACCUGCGAAGGCUGUUUACAUGAGAGUCGAGAGCGAGCCAACGGGGAGAGGUGGGAUGAAGCGUCAGACCCAUGUUCUGAAUGUUUGUGCCGUGAGGGAUCUGUCCGCUGUGAGAGAAAACGCUGUCCGCCCUCCAACUGUAACCACCCAGUCCAGAGGCAGUGCUGCAUGUCCUGUGACGGCUGCAUGUUUCACGGUAAAGAAUAUCCCGAUGGCACUGAGUUUCCCGAUGACCAAGACCCUUGUAGUGUGUGCUACUGCUACGGAGGGGAGGUCGUCUGCUCCAAGCUGCCCUGUUAUGGAGAUUGUAGCCACCCAUAUAACCCCCCCGGACAAUGCUGUGCAGAAUGUGACCGCUGCUUCUAUAACAGUGUGGUCCUGACCAAUGGGCAGACGAUCCCCGACCCAGGGAACCUCUGCUCUGAGUGUACCUGCCAGAGGGGUUCAGUGCGCUGCCUGAAGAAAACGUGUCCAGCAGCUCUGUGUCCUCACCCCGUCACCAGCCCAUGUGGCUGCCCGGUCUGUGAUGGUUGUCAUUUCCAAGGUGUCUCGUAUGUUGACGGUCAGGUUCUACCCGGAGGAGAGAAAGGCUGCGAGGAAUGCACCUGCUCAAGAGGCGAGGUGGUGUGUGUGCAGAGAAGAUGCCCAGCUGUGUCAUGUCCACACCCGGCUCUGGACGGAUGUGCCUGUGGAGUGUGUGAUGGAUGCAGCUUUAACGGACGGGACUGUUUUAGCGGAGAACGAUUCCAACACCCUACGGACCACUGUCAGCUCUGCUCCUGUCUGAACGGAGGUGUGGUGUGUGCAAGUGCAUCUUGUCCAAGCGUUGCCUGCGUGCGUCCGGUGACUCCUCCUGGAGAGUGCUGCCCCGUCUGCACCGGCAUAUGUCAGCAUCAAGGGAGAGAGUAUCAGUCCGGCUCCACCUUCCCUUCACCCACUGACCCCUGCUCCUCGUGCUCCUGCCUGAACGAGGUGGUGACCUGUCAGAGGAGACCUUGUCCAGUCCGGUGCUCUCAGCCGGUCCCUUCAGAAACCUGCUGCCCCGUCUGUGACUCCUGCCUGUACGAGGGGGUCGUGCACUCUCACAGUCACACCUUCACGGCCUCCUCGAACCCCUGCCAGCGCUGCACAUGUGUCAGAGGCACCGUCACUUGUGUGCCGCUAGUCUGCCCGUCGACGCCCUGCGCUCGACCCGUUACCAAACCAGGACAGUGCUGCCCUGAGUGCACAGUGUGUAUGCUGGAUGGGAAGGAGUUCAGUGACGGCCAAGCAUGGACCCUGAGUUCAAACCGCUGCUCCAGCUGCACCUGCCAGGCAGGUGAGGUCCAGUGUUCGUCUCCCCGGUGUCCCAAACUACCAUGUAUGCAUCAGGUGACUGAUCCAGGCGCCUGCUGUCCUCGCUGCAGAGGCUGCACGUACGGAGGAGAGGAGCACACCGAGGGCAGCAGCUGGUUCGCAGACUCCACUCCCUGUAUGACGUGCAUGUGUGUGGACGGAGUGACCACCUGCUCUGAAGUGCACUGUCUAUCUCCCUGUAUCAACUUCAUCAGCGUGCCCGGGGAGUGCUGCCCUGUGUGUGCUGACUGUGUAUUUGAGGGCAGAGUUUACGGCCCAGGGGACAGUUUUCAUCCGGCAGACGACCCCUGUCAGAUCUGCACUUGUGAGGUGAUGCCGGACGGAGAGCAACAUCUGAGGUGUUUACGAAAGCAGUGUCCCAGUCUGGUUGACUGUCCCAAGAGCAACAUCCUGUUCUCUGGUCCAGACUCCUGCUGUCCUGUCUGUGCACAGCCUCUCAGUAACUGCACCUCUGCACUGAUUGGGAACGAGGUGUUGGCCACAGAUGACCCCUGUUUUACCUGCCACUGCAAGGACCUGACAUGGACCUGCCUCCACCAGCAGUGCGUCCCGGUGACUUGUCCUCUUCGUGAACAGUUCAUGUCUCCAGACUCCUGCUGCCCUGUGUGUAAAGAGUGUGUGAUUGAGGGUCAAGGCAGAGUGGCCAAUGGCAGCAGCUGGACAGACAGCGAUGACAACUGCGUGACGUGUACCUGUAACUUGGGCUACAUUGAAUGCAGCAUCGAGGAGUGUUUACCUGCAGUUUGUCUGGACGGCCAAAAACCAGUAAAGACUCCAGGGAAAUGCUGCCCAGAAUGCCCUGCCUCGGGGGUGUCCUGUUUGCACCAGGGAACAGUGUAUCACAGUAACGAGCAGUGGGAGGUGGACGAGUGCACCGGCUGUACGUGUGUGUCUGGAGACGUGCACUGUCAUAGUGAACGCUGCCCUCCCCUCACCUGUGCAACAGAUGAGAUGCCAGCAGUUGUGCCAGGUCUGUGCUGUCCUCACUGCCUUCCUCGUCCGGCCACCUGCAUCGCCUUCGGUGACCCUCAUUAUCGCACCUUCGAUGGCCGCAUGCUGCACUUCCAGGGAGCGUGCACGUACGUCCUGGCACAGGACUGUGAGGAUGGAGACUUCAGUGUUCACGUGACCAACGAUGAUCGUGGACGUAAAGGAGUGUCCUGGACUAAAGAGGUCACUGUGUUUAUUGGAGACGUUGCAGUGCAGCUACUUCAGGAUUGGGUUGUGAAGGUCGAUGAUGAAGUUGUGAGUUUGCCGUUCCUCAGAGAACCGUACAUCUACGUCGAACGACAAACCAACACCAUCUUACUCAACACAAACAUUGGCCUGAAGGUGCUGUGGAGUGGCCGUUCACACCUGGAAGUGAGCGUGCCGGGCUCCUAUAAGGGCCACACCUGUGGUCUCUGUGGAAACUUCAACAACUACUACCAGGAUGACCUCCGAAUGCCCAGCGGACAACUCAGCCUAUCAGAGUCUGGCUUUGGCAACAGCUGGAGGGUGGAGAACGGUAGCCGCUCCCUCUCAACCUGUCGACCCGGUGAGGACGUUGACCCCUGCAAGGACGCAGGUUACCAGGCCAAGAAGGGCGCUAAUGCUCGCUGUAAGGUGUUGAAGUCCGCCGUCUUUAAGCCCUGCCAUCGGGUGGUGCCUCCUGAGCCGUGGUACGGAGCCUGCGUGUACGAUCUCUGUGCCUGCGGGGCCAACAGUGACGAGUGUCUGUGCGACGCUCUGGAGGCCUACAGCAGUCGGUGCAGGGAGGCCGGGGUUGUCCUGAAGUGGAGGAGCCCGUCGCUGUGUGCUGUGGGCUGUCCGGUGGAGAGGGGCUUUGUGUUUGAUGAGUGUGGCCCUCCGUGUCCCGUCACCUGUUUUAACGUCGACGUACCACUGGGGGUAAUAGAGAGCCACUGCUUCAAGCCCUGCGUCCCAGGCUGCCAGUGUCCUGCCGGUCUGGUUCUGCACAACAACCACUGCAUACAGCCUGAAAAGUGCCCCAAGAUCAUUCACGGCAAACACACAUGAUGCUUGAACUGCUACAGACAUUAAUUUGUAUACACUAACACACACACACACAAACACACACGCAAUGCCAUGCUAUGGUAAUCUGCAGUCUACUCACGGACUGCAUCAGCCUUUGGUCACUGAAGUUUGAAAUGGAACUCCUGCCACGACCUGUGGAUUCUACACUUUGGCUUGAGUGUAAAACUGAAUCCUUGAUGUUUAUAUAAACUUCAUAUAUAUAUGAAUCAGUAGCACUGAAUAUUUAUAUAACAAAGCAAAUUGUUUAAUUCAUUUCAAAUGUCACUUGUUAUUUUGUAUUUUUCCUGUAUCACAGAUUAAUGAGAUAUGAGAUUGUUUAACAUUUUUAUUUACAGUCCAAAGAUCAUUUGUUUACUGUUCAGGUUUAUUUUAGCCUGUGUGAUAUUGACUGCUUAUACAAUAAACCACAUGACCUCAGGUGUUUCCUUUAUUUUCGCUCUCAAUUCUACAAAUAAACAAAGGUUUCUCCAACGUU
Messenger RNA from Platichthys flesus (European flounder), 7222 nucleotides. It is a transcript of the gene kcp, whose product is annotated as kielin cysteine rich BMP regulator. Bases 397 to 6729 code for a protein of 2110 amino acids. NCBI's taxonomy places the organism in Eukaryota, Metazoa, Chordata, Actinopteri, Pleuronectiformes, Pleuronectidae. The transcript has 46 exons. Gene Ontology annotation, molecular function: protein binding. The record is from RefSeq and is a predicted model, not a curated record.